Molecule: messenger RNA, 1197 nt
Organism: Rhipicephalus sanguineus (brown dog tick)
Lineage: Eukaryota; Metazoa; Arthropoda; Arachnida; Ixodida; Ixodidae
Exons: 8
Coding region: 202-1128 (308 amino acids)
Source: RefSeq, a predicted model, not a curated record
CCAUGCAACGUUGAAAAUUAUCAGAAGUUGAGAAAGCAGUGCACGCAGGUUCUGUAUGAAAAAGUCAACCAAGUCCAAGGCGACCUCAUUCGAAAUUGCAGGGACUUCGCUGAUUUUGAGGUCUGCCUCCAAGACAGCUGGAAGAUUGCCUGUGAAGGUUCUACAGCGCCCACCCAGAACAAUGACACGCUUGCACUGGACAUGAAGAGGAAGUACUUCUCCAACUGCCUCAAUGACACAAGCGCCCUAUCAGAGGAAUGCCGGCCAGACAAAGCAGUGAAAAAGCUACUGAACUGUGGAAGCCAGUUUUACGACAUGGCUGUACACGUGUCCAACAAGCGUUCAGCAAUAUCACUUUCUUCGCUUUGCCCGGAAGUCGAGAAGUAUGGGCUAUGUGCCCACAAAGUCCAGCAGGAGGUGAACUGUUCGCUCGGUUAUCGGAUGGUACCUCACAUGAAGUACGUAGCGGACAACAUAGUGCACAGGUACCAACUGCUCUGUACUGCCCUGAGAAAAUCAGCUUUCCAGAAAGGUACCACAGCAUGCGACCGUCAAAAGUUCAUAAACGACAUGUUCCUCUGCGGCUACCACUUUGCUAACGUUGCCGAAGUUGUUGGGGCGAAUGCCGAAGAAGUGUGCGCGUACGUACAGAAGUACAGAGAAUGCCACAACACGUCUGUUGUCUCAUACGGCUGCGCUCCUCCCGAUCACCUGGCCAAGGACGCCGAAAAAUUUUUCGUGCUCCUCACACAAAAGUACAACAGCACGUGCGCAUCACAAGGGAGGGCUCGCAGUUCGCCCCUGACGUCACGCCUUACGCUUAAAGAAGAUGUUGCAUACACAUGCGACGGAAAUCGAUUCAUCCGAUACUUCUUCCAGUGCGCCGCCGGCUUUGUGAAUGCAACAAACCACAUGCCAAAGGAUCUGCAAUAUAUCUGCAGGGUGGUGAGCAUCUACAGGCACUGCGUCAACGGGGCGCGACACGCGACUCACUGCAACACGAGGAUGGAGCUCAACACCCACCUCUCCUACAUGCAGAACUUUAUCAUGGAACAGUACGAGCCCAUGUGCGCCAUGAGACGAGGCAAGACAUCCAGGGAGAGCGGCCCCAAAGAGACGGAACGCUAAACUGCGUACCGCUUGCCACAGCGCGGCAGUGUCGGAACAAAACUCGCACGCGCAUAGAAACUUUUUUUU